GCAUGCAUUCAAUCUCUUCUCGAAAAUCUACACCAGCUCAUCGCGCGGUUUUCACGGCGGCCGCGAGGACGGUUACGUGCUCUGCCCAGUGCCCACGACGUGCUCGACGUAAUGCGCUCAGAGGAUUCUUGUUAGAUUUUCUCUCGACCCGGCAAUUCUUAAGCGUCUUCUCCCUGGACCGUUAACAAACAGUUGCGCGCACAGGAUCUAGCAGCGAGCAGCGGCUGGUGUGUGUGUUUUCUUUUUUUGUAUUGGCAGCGGUAGAGUUUCUUGGCAUUUUUCUUUCUUCUGCUUGUCCUGAUUGUUAAUUAGUACUACUCCACUACCAAUGGCGAUGGGUUCGGGAGUUGACAUGGACCCUGUCUCUAUGCAUAUGCAAGCAUUUUCUGCCGAGUUGUUAAUUGGCCAACUUGUCCCAGUGGACACUUUGGUUUAUUCGCCUUUUUUCCUCCGAGAAAACUGUUCUUUUGUUGCAGAGCGCCUCAGACGACCUGGCCUAAACAAUGUUGUAUUGUUUUUUGAUAGUGCAUCUCGCUAUAUUUUUCCAUUCCUCUUUGUCCAUCUCUCCUUCCUUCUCCGGUUCUCCCUCAUUCUUGCAACCGUCUGUACAACAUGGCCCUUGUACCAUCGGUUGCAGCCGGCAACAACGCGCUGCAGGUGUUUGCAGCUCGUGUCGGCCUCGGUGACGGUGUUGUUGCCCUCGAGGAGAAGCUGAGAAACGCAGGUGCGGUGCUGGGUGCUGCCCGGGAGAUUGAAAUCCGGAAUGAGGCUCUGGUGCAGUCCUUGCCGCAGCUGCAGCGUUUGAUCUAUGAUGCCGAGGAGGUUCUUGAUGAGAUCGACUACUUCCGUGUGCAAGCAGGAUUCAACACUGAUGAGGAGAUGCUAGAUGAAAUUGAUGACUCUCUGUGUGACGAUGAUGAAGUCAACAGAGGUAGUGGCGGUGGAAACAGUGAUGCUUGUGGUGGUUCUAGUCUUGUUUCUCCUGCUGAUGUGGAUAACCAAGGUACUAUCAGUGCGUUGGUUCCUGCAUAUGAACGUUCCAUCAUGCGGGCUGUGGCAAGAGCUGAGCUCAACAGCGAUGAGCUGUUGCCUCAGAUCUGUGAAAUCAGUAGGUCAUUGGGGGAUUUCACUGGCGCCAUACGUGAUGCACUCAAGCUGGAGGAGCUUGAUGGCAUUGCACUCGCAAAGCAUGGAUCUGAAAGCACAAAGCGCUUGACGACCCCGUAUCUCACUGUAACGAAGAUAUUUGGGAGGGACCAUGAGAGGGAUCAAAUCAUAAGGUUGUUGACCAGUGAUGCCUAUCGCAACCAAACCCUCACGGUUCUCCCUGUUGUUGGUAAUGGUGGUAUUGGCAAGACUGCGUUGGCACAGUAUGUGUUCAGUGAUCCCAGAAUAGAAACCUAUUUUGAUAUGAAGAUUUGGAUAUGUGUCUCCCUGAAUUUUGAUGCUGUGAGGCUUACCAGACAGAUGUUAGAGUGCAUCACUGGAAUGGACCAAGGAGGCGGUGCAAAUUUGAAUAUUCUUCAGGAUGCACUUAAAGAUGCAUUGAAGGGCAGCAGAGUUUUGCUAGUUUUAGAUGACAUAUGGGAUAUCAAGGACAGCAACGAGUGGAGCCAGCUUGUGGCUCCAUUGAGGUCUAACCAGCAAGGGGAAGGUAAUGCGAUCUUAGCGACUACUCGAAACCAAUCUGUCGCGAAGUCUGUUGGUGCAUUGGACUCUGUUGCAUUGGAUGGUCUUGAAAGUGAAGCUUUCUGGGACUGUUUCAGAGCAUAUGCAUUUGGUAAAGAAAAGGGGCAUAAGAAGUUGCACCGUAUUGGGAGGCAAAUAGCUGAUAGACUAAAGGGUUAUCCGCUGGCAGCUAAAAGUGUAGGGGGCUUACUGCGGAAAGAUAUCAGUGUUGAGCGAUGGACAAGAAUUUUAGAGAGAAAAGAGUGGAUAUCACAUCAAGAUACUGAAGGUAUAAUAGCAAUUCUGAAGUUCAGUUAUGACUAUCUGCCCUUCCAUCUGCGGCGAUGCUUCUCAUAUUGUUCAUUGUUUCCCAAAAGCUAUCAGAUUUAUGCAGAGGACUUGGUCUAUCUUUGGAUUUCUCAAGGGUUUGUAUAUCCUGCAAGUGAUAAUAGAAGGCUUGAAGAAAUUGGGUCUGAAUACCUUGAUGAUUUAGUGAAUCUGGGCUUCUUCGAGAAACUAGAUAAAGACCGAACUGAUAUCCACUUCCUAAUGCAUGACUUGAUGCAUGACCUAGCUCAGGGUGUUUCAUCAAAAGAAUGCUUUACUAUGGAUGGUUCUCAGUGCCAACAAAUGCCACCAACAAUUCAACAUUUGUCUAUAAUUGCUACAUCACAGUAUUCAGACUUUGAGAAAGAUAUGGUUCAAUUGACUUCACUGCAAUCCAACAAGCUCGUGUCCUUCAUGCUCUUUGGCAGUUUUGGUUCCACAUUUGUUAAGAACUUUCACUUUAUGACCGAUGUGACACAGAAUUUGCGUACAUUGCGGCUAUCAGGAUUUGAAGAUGAUGGGGACAUUCUAUCUGGCUUUGGGCAUUGCAUUCAUCUUCGCUAUUUACGAGCAACCAAACAAGAGAAUGACAAACACAAUCCUUGGUUUGAAAGAUUUGAUCGGCAAUUUCCUAAAGAGCUGUGCGCACUUUACCGCUUGCAAUUUCUGACUGUAGGAGUAGACUGCCAUCUUUCUAACUUGACAAAAAGCUUCUCUAAUCUUGUCAACCUGCGCCAUUUCAUUUGUCAUGAGGAAAGCCAUUCAGAGAUAUCAAAUGUUAGCAAAUUAACUUCUCUUCAAGAGCUGCGCCAGUUCAUGGUCAGAAAGAAAGCUGGUUUUUGGAUAGCACAGUUGGGGAAUCUGUUAGAGCUUGGCUCACUAUGCAUUUUUGGCCUCGAGAACCUAGAAAGCAAGGAAGAGGCAAACAAUGCCAGGCUUCUGGAUAGAAAACACUUAAGAAACUUGUGCUUGAGCUGGGAUGCUAGUAGGGUGUCUGCUAAUCCUGAUGCCAUAAAGGAGGUACUUGAGGGACUUCAACCACAUCCGGACCUAAACCAUCUUCAGAUCAGUGGGUACAGGAGUGCUACACCUCCAACAUGGUUAGGAGAGGCUUCACCACUUAUCCGUUUGCGAUCGAUCUAUUUAGAAGAUUGCCAGUUUUUGAGGACUCUACCACCUUUUGUGCACCUGAAGUGUCUGAAGAAACUACAUCUGGUAAGAAUUUGCGGUACAACGGACAUGUCAACCCAUUCUUUAGAGGAACUGAUUAUUGAGGAAGUGGAAGAACUAGAAAGGUGGAUCGUUAGGGAUGAUCUCCCAUUACUAGCUUCUGAGCUACAUGUUCUUGAAAUUAAAGGUUGCCCAAAACUAAGAGAACUUCCACUGUCAUGUUACUCUGCCUCCCAAACUGUCGCUAUUCAUGUGUUUCCUGUUCUCUACAGUUUGAUCAUUCAUGAUUGUCCCCUGCUAAUGUCGUUACCUCCCCUUCCUCUUGGACCCAAGGUAUUGAAAAUGACAACCGUAAAUGUUGGGUCAGCAUUAUAUGAGAGUUUGUCAUAUUAUCAGUUUAAGAGUUUGUCAUAUUAUCAGACACUGAUCCUGCAUGGUAGUAACCAAUUGAGAACUCCAAAUGGAGUCUUAGCCAUGCAUAAUCUAGGAACAUUAUACGAACUCACUCUCAUAAACUGCUCAAACCUCACAUGGUUUUCAUGGGCGGGGGCAUUCUGGCAACUCAAGUCUUUGAAGAAAUUGAACUUUGUCGAUUGCCCCAACCUCCUCUCAAUGCCUGCUACUCAAGAAGAGCAAGACUACAUGAGAGAUCGUCCAUUGCUAGCUCUUGAGACGCUUACAAUCGAGUCAUGCUGCAUCAGAGGGAAUUGGUUUGGUCAUGUGUUGUCACUUUUACCAUCUCUGUCCUACCUGGAGAUGGGUGAAUGUGCAGGGGCAGCAGAUGAUGAGUGCAUGGUGCUGAUUUCACCUGGUUCAUUGACAUCUUUAAAGGAGUUAUAUGUCACAAAUUGCGUAGAACUCUAUUGUGGAAACAUUGAAGGACUUGGAGGGCUCAUCUCCCUUGAGAAGUUAAGGAUUGGAGACUGCCCCAAGCUCCUGUCGUCUUUGAUGCCUGAAGAGAUGGAGGAAGACGGUGGAAGCUUGAGCAGAAACAUCCUCCUUCCACCAUCAUUGCAAGAACUGGUGCUUGAUGGUGUUACUCAGAAGUUGCUGUCGCUCUCAAGCCUCACCUGUUUGAAGGACCUGGGCAUAACCGAGAGCUCAGAUCUAGAAUCUCUUGAUCUGCACUCGUGCACGGCACUGGAAGAGGUAAGAAUCCACUGCUGCGGAGCGUUGUCUUCUGUACAAGGCUUGCAAACAUGCAUCAACUUGAGAUCUGUUCAAGUUUACAGCAGUCCUGACUUUUGGAGUGCUUGGAGUCCUGCAAUGCAAGAGCUGGAGAGGGUAGGUCAUGGCCUUUUCUUCCCACAACUGGAAAGGAUCUGGACAGAUGAUCUCUCCUUGCUGACAAGCUGCAGUUGUAAAUUUCUCACGUCCCUUGGGAGGCUAGGCUUUCUGUUUUAUGAAGAUGAUGAAGACAGCAACUCCACAAUGGAGGAUCCAAAUGAAGUUUUCCUACUCCUUACCUCCCUCACAGAGCUCGAGUUCAACUCCUACAAUAAACUCCGCUCAUUACCAGCAACACUGCAUCUCCUUCCUUCCCUCAAGAAGCUAGCAAUCAAAUCAUGCGAAAGCAUUGAGUCACUGGAAGAAGUAGCCCUACCAGCUUCCCUGGAAGAGUUGCACAUCAGUGAUUGUGGCAGUCUGCAGUCUCUACCUGCAAGCCUGAAUUGUCUCCACUCCUUCAGGAAGUUAGAGAUCUUGUGUUGUACAGGCAUCCUUUCACUGCAAGAGCAGCGUCUGCCACCUUCCCUGGAAGAGAUGGUGAUCGGUUCCUGCAAGAAUCUCCAGUCUCUCCCGGAUGAUCUGCAUCGUUUGAGCUCUCUUAGCAAGUUAGAGAUCAAGUCCUGUCCGAGCAUUAAGUCACUGCCAGAGUGUGGCAUGCCACCUGCCCUGAGAGAUUUCUGGGUCUGGGACUGCAGUGAGGAGUUAAAGGAAGAAUGCAACAAGGUUAGAAACAUCAAAAGGAUGACACAAAUAUAUAUGUAACUGAGUCGGAGGUCUUGAAGAUUUUCAGUUGGAAGCUGUUUCGCAUGUCUCCAAUUUGGAUGAAGUUCAGGGAAGCUACACCGGACACUACACACAAAAAUGCAGAAGGUGGGGUCAAUAUCUAUUCACUAUGGUGCUGAUUCUUCAGCUGGAUUUGUGACAUAAAAGCUGCUCUUUUUUGUGACAGCAGCUACUUGAUUUGCUUCCAUAACAGUUCUUAUGCAGGACAACUCUACCUUAUUGGAGACUGUCACUACAAUCUCAGGAACCAAAUGCUCCAGUGGUUUCUAUGAGAGCCAGGAGCCGUAUGCACAUACUGCUCCGGUAUCCUCUUGUCAGCCCUCGGUUUUCACCGGCAUAGGAUUUUCAGACCCUUGGGCCGUUCUUUCUCCAGGCAUUUCUAUUCAGAACCAUACAUAUGUUGAGAAGAAUGGAGGAUGCCCUCACCACACUACACCAGAUUCCAGUAUUCCACGUUCAGUUUACAGUUGGAUUAAGCACUGCCGAUUGUCUAUUGCAUGACCUGGAAAGAAACGAAUUCAAUUCAGCCAUAACUUUGCAGUGUACAUGUUAAAUGUAUUGAGCUGAAAUGCUGGAUGUUUGGGAGCAGUGGAGCUGGGCCACUUUCCUGGCUGUUCCAGCAGUUUCAGUUGGAGCCAAGGAAAAUGUGUUGGUGCACCUAGGACCAGGACAGGGUGCAUGUGCAGCGCUAUGGAAACCGAAGUGGCGGCAGCUCAGGGUUCGUUGAUGCUCCAGGCUCAGGUAAAGGCUACUCUGCUGCCUGAUGUUAUGCGAAACUAGUUGAUCGCUACGGUGGGAGCGUCGACCAACCUCCAUCCAGGUCGGCGCAGGCCAACAAGGGCACAGAAGAAGGGGCUGAGGCAGGCAGGCAUUGAGAGAUACGGAUGACCUAAACCGAAAGAGGAUUACGUCAAGACUGAAUGUGGAGGCAGGCAUCGUACUAAUUUCUUACUCCCUCCGAUUGUCUCAGAUUUAGUACAAAGUUACUUCCUUAGUUUGUACUAAAUCAGCGCCAGCUAAUAUGGAACGGAAGGAGUAGUAUAAAGUUGUACUAAACCUGAGAUAUUUAUUAUGGAUCAGAGAAAAUACAAUUUAUGUUUUC
Brachypodium distachyon (stiff brome) is the source of this 6277-nucleotide messenger RNA. Its product is annotated as putative disease resistance protein RGA3. The record is from RefSeq and is a predicted model, not a curated record. The transcript has 4 exons. Bases 613 to 5154 code for a protein of 1513 amino acids. NCBI's taxonomy places the organism in Eukaryota, Viridiplantae, Streptophyta, Magnoliopsida, Poales, Poaceae. Gene Ontology annotation, molecular function: ADP binding. Gene Ontology annotation, biological process: defense response to other organism.